CCGUUCUUCGGUCACCGUCGCCGCAUAGCAGCAUAGUGUCUAUGAAGUUAUUGAGUCAUUUGUGGUGACUUUUACAUGACGUAAAAUUUUUGACAUGUUUGUAUUCAUAACGGGUUAAAAUUGUUGGGUCAUCAGAGGCAACUGGACUUGCAGAAUGCUGGGAAUAUACACAGGAAGGAAGGAAGGGAGACUUCUGGCCAUUUGGAAAGGGCAAGGUUUGAGCAGCAGGGAAGAAGAUAGCAACUAGAUAGGGAGAUGGUCGCCGAGCCGUCGCGAGCAGCGAGCAACUCAAAGGGAAUCGUAAACUGAGACAAAGACAGGAAAAAGGAGCGAUGCUGUCGCUGACGGCGGCGUGCAACGUGAAGACCAAAUGGCUGGAGCACCUGAACUGCGUGUGGGCGGCGGAGGGCUGCGACUCGGUGGCGACGCGCGAGGGGGCGGGCGCGCUGUACGAGCGCCUGCUGGCGAGCAAGGAGGUGUCGCCGGCCGCCGGGGGCGAGGCGCCGGGCCCCGGGCAGGGCUCCCCGGCGCCGCCGGACUACGAGGGGGACGCGCCCUCGCCCGAGGAGCUGGAGCACCUGGUGACUGCGCUGCUGUCGGCGCAGCUGGAGCUGGCGCGCGGGUUCUGCGCCGAGGCGCCCUUCUCGCUGGUGCUGCGCCAGAGGCUGCUCGUGCUGCACCGCGUGUUCCACGCCGUCGCCGCCAAGCACCACGACAAGGACGAGGCGAAGUCCCAGGCGGCGGGCGGCGGGGAGCAGCGGGCGGAGGCGGCAGGGCAGGGCGCGGAGCGGGCCCCCUCGUCGUCCCAGACGCUGGUGGAGAUGGGCGUGCGGACGGGGCUCAGCCUGCUGUUCGCGCUGCUGCGGCAGAGCUGGCACCGGCAGCCGGCCGUCAGCCCGGACGUCAGCUCUCCAGGUGGAGACAUUCCCAACCUGUGCAACGAAGUGCUGACGACAGCAGCCCAGGUGGUUAGGAACUUCCCGCCGCUGUCCCUGGCAAAUGAGAACCAGCUGACUUCUCUCGGGGCGCAGACGCUUCAGGAGGUCACAAGUUUCCUCCGCAGCGCGGCGUUGCCAACUUCCGGGGCGGACACCCAAGGCCAGAUGCUGUGCGCGGAGCUGCUCCUAGAGCUGGCGCUGCAGCGCGGCGCGCUGUGCCACCUGCUGGACUGGGUCGACAUGGCGCUGCGGGCGUCCGAGGGCGAGCGUCCCGGCCGCCUCACGGCCGACGCCUUCCUGCGCGCCCUGCGGCAGACCAGCGCGGCGGGCGCGGGGGCCGCACGCCCCUGCUGCUCCCCGCUGGAGCCCGACGCGCGCGGCCUCGUGCCGCUGUACCGCGCCGCCAUCUGCCUCAUGGAGGAGCUGGCGGACCUGGCGAGUGCGCACGCGCGGCUGUGCCCCGCGCCGGGGGACAGCCACGGGGAGCCGGGGAGCCCCGGGGCCGCGACGGACUGCGAGGUGUACGUCUGCGGCAGCAACUCGUCCCACCAGGUGGCCGAGGAGAGCCAGGAGAAGAUCCUGGUGCCGCGGCUGGCCCGCGCCUUCAGCAACGUGCAGCAGGUGGAGGCGGGCCAGUACUGCACGUUCGUGAUCCACGGCGACGGCUCGCUGAGCGCGUGCGGGAAGGGCAGCUACGGCCGCCUGGGGCUGGGCGACUCCAACAACCAGGCGCAGCCCAAGCGCGUGCCCGUCUCGGGCGUCGUCAAGAAGGUGUCGUCCUCCAAGGGCAGCGACGGGCACACGCUCGCCCUCACCGCCGAGGGCAAGGUCUACAGCUGGGGGGACGGGGACUACGGGAAGCUCGGCCACGGCAACUCCACCACGCAGAAGCAGCCGCGGCUGGUGGGGGGAGCGCUGUCGCGCAAGGAGGUCAAGUUCGUGUACGCGGGCUACCGUCACAGCGCGGCCAUCACCAACGAGGGCGAGCUCUACACCUGGGGGGAGGGCGAGCACGGCCGCCUGGGCCACGGGGACUACAACGGGCGCAACACGCCCACGCUGGUGCGGGACCUGGCGGGCGUCGGCUCGGUGGCCUGCGGCAGCGCCCACACCAUCGCGCUCUCCGAGGACGGCAAGACGGUGUGGUCGUUCGGGUCGGGCGACAACGGCAAGCUGGGCCACGGGGACACCCUGAAGGUGUCGCGCCCCAAGGUCGUGGAGGCCCUCCAGGGCACGACGGUCCGCAAGGUCGCGGCCGGGAGCCAGUUCUCGCUGGCCCUCACUUCCGGCGGCCAGGUGUACACGUGGGGGUUCGGGGCGUGCCUGGGCGCGCCGGCCGGCGAGACGACCUCGCUGCUGCCCCAGGCGGUGGAGGAGCUGGGCGCGGCGCGCGUCAUCGACGUGGCGGUGGGCGACACGCACGUGCUGGCGCUGGCGCAGGACGGCGACGUGUACGCCUGGGGCAACAACUCCAUGGGCCAGUGCGGGCAGGGCCACUCGACCAGCCCCGUGACGCGGCCGCGCAGGGUGCUGGGGCUGGCCGGCGCGCACAUCAACCAGGUGUCCGCCGGCACCUCGCACAGCGUCUUCUGGACGGCGCUGCCCGCCGACAGGCAGGUGGUGAUGUGGCAGCGGCCGUUCUGCGUGGAGCUCCAGGAGACCACCUUCGCCGUGAUGAAGCAGUUCCUGCAGAAGUACUGCUCCGCCUUCCAGGAGCAGAGUGCACCCCCGCCGCCCUUCCCCACCCCCGCGGAACACCACAAGUUCGUGCUGCUGUGCUUGAAGCUGUUGAGCGCGCACCUCUCGCUGGCGCAGAGCGGGGGGCUGACGCCGUCCGUGCUGGGUGCCCAGGCCACGCCGCUGAGACACCUUCUCUUCAGGAUGAUGGACAUGCCCACGCCGCCCGGCAUCAGGGCGGCGGUGAACGACACGCUCACGCUGGGCGCGCCCAUGCUGCUGCCGCCCCUCAGGGAGCGCAUGGAGCUGCUCCACGCCCUGCUGCCCGAGGUGUCGCGCCUCUCCAGUGGACAGAAGAUGCUGGUGAACAUCAUCCUGAUGAGCCUGGAGGACCACGGCCACGUGUCGGCGCUGCUGGGCUACUCGAGCUGCCAGGAUGCCGACAGCCGGCUGGGGCCCCGAGACCUCUGCCUCACUCGCGUGCUCAUGAACACCCUGCUGCAGAACCUCAGCCUGCACACGGACCAGUGCCUCAGCGAGCUGGAGAAGAACAUGGACAUGGGCAUGGUGGAGGUGGUGGAGAUCAUCAACCCAGUGAACCACCUGCACGAGCUCCUCUCGUCGCUCCAGACGCACCUGCUGGCCUUCUGCAGCACGCACGUGCAAGAUGGCUCCCCUGCGUUGAGCUGGAGUGUCGACACCCUGCAGAACCACCUCUGCAUGCUUCUCCCGCUGGCCACGGGAAUCUUCGAGAAGGCGGCCCGCAUCGCACGUAAUCAUCCUGGCUCGCUGAAUCAGCUGCACGACGUCUUGCAGGAGUCGCUGGCCGGCUUCAUGCUCGCCAAGGUGGCGUACUCGCUGCUGCUGCUCCCCAUCUCCUGGUUCGAGUUCGUGCUGUUCUCGCCGCUGCUCGGCGUGCUCAGCUCGCUCGACGAGCUCAGCCGGCACCUGCCGCCGGGCGCCGUCGCCGACGCCAGCGAGGCCUCGUCCGAGGCCAACACCCCGACGCCCGGCGAGGCGGCGGAGCAGUGCUGGGUGUGGCUGGUGGACGUGGAGCGCGCAUGCGGCCUGCUGGUGGGCAAGGUGCUGGGGGACAUGCUGGCGGGACGGCCCCUGGACGAGCCCGAGGUCGCCGUCCAGCCCUGGCUCCAGGAGCCGCUCUUCUCCAGCGGCCUGGAGGACUUCGACUGGGCCCGGAAAGUCAAUUUUAUACCUGAAGAAAUAACUUUUUCAUCUGCCAUAAGACUUGUGGAUACGUUCAAAUCAUCGUCCCUUCCAGAGACCACCAUCAAGUUGUUGGAGCUGGCAUUUCCAACAUCUCAUGAUAAUGAUGCGGAGUACGAGGAGCUGGUGGAGCACGCUCGGUCGUGCGGCUGGGAGCUGCGAGAGGGAGCGGCCGGCCGGCAGGUGGAGGUGGUGACCCGCGCCACCGUCGUCGCCCUGCUCAAGUUCACGGGCCUCGCCCAGCCGUGCCACGCCGGCCAGUUCUCAAAGUACUACAGCGACAUGCGUGACGUCUACCACCUGGCGCACCAAGUGCGGCAGAAGCUGCUGAUGUGCGGCAAGGACGGCGACGACAAGAAAGCUUCCACGCCCGCCAAGUUGGAGAUGGCGCUGAAGAAACGCCGCGCCGUCUUGGAGCCAUCCGACGACCCACUUUCCGAAGAGACAGAUGAAAGUGACAUGGAGGAAGAGAGCAGCACUCCUUUUUCUACGAGUUGUGACGAUGUCUGUGGCACGAUCCUGCUUCACCUACUUUUUCUACUCGUAGCAGUCAGAAGUCCGCCAGACCAAGAGUUUGUUACCUGUCCAGAAUUUACGAGGUUCCAGAUGGGGUCGGCUGUGGUCCGCUACAUCGGUGUGAAGCUGCCCAGCCGAGGCCGUACGGCACAGAGCGCCACGGACGCAUGCAGAUACGCUUCUCCCAGUGCCUUGUGCAGUGCCAUGAAGGCCCAGUGCCGGCGGGCUGAGUUAAGACUGACUGCGUUCAACCAGAUACUGCAGCUGUUAUGUCGCGGUGACUACAACGGCGAAGAGGACCAGAGUCUUCCAGACUCGACACUACUUUGCUGUGUGCACCAGCAGCUGCUGGCCGGGUUCUUCGGCCUGGACAUCCUGUCGACGGGCGACGGGCGCAGCGUCCAGCUUCUCCACUACCUGCACGCGGUCAGGACCACCCCGCGGGCGGUCAAGGGCGACAUCCAGGCGGCCGUGCACAGCAUAUACUCCUUCCUGGUCGGGUCGCUGGUGAGGCGUUGCCGCCAGCAGGAGGCGUCCGAGGCGGGCGGAGUGGACCAACUGCAGGUGCUCACGGUGUUUGCGCUGAGCGUGCGCUACCACCCGGCCGACCUGGCGCUGGUGGUGAGGCGAGGGCUGCUCCCGGCCCUGUCCUCGCUGUGCGCCAGCGGCGGGAACGCAGCCAGCUCCGUGCUGCCCUGCGACCGCGCCUGCCGCGCGUCCGUGCUGGGGCAGGCCGCCAUGCGGCUGCUGCACAUCCUUGCGAUGUCCUGCGGGCUGUUCGCCGGCAGGGUGGAGGAGCCGGUGGUGCGGGGCGUGGUGGGGGUGAUGCUGGCGCAACUCCACCGCCUCCUGGCGCAGGCGUCGCGCGCGCCGGACGCGUCGCGCUGGUCCGGCGCGCACGAGCUGCGCGCGGCCGAGCACGCGCUGGGGGACUUCCUGGUGUUUGUGCGCCGCGUGGCGUCCAGCCCCGGGGCGCGGCGCUUGCUGGGCGGGCAGGAGUGGGCCAGCGCCCUGCUGGCGGUGACGGGCCCGCGCGGGGAGGGGGACGACUCCGCCCCCGGGCUGCCGCUGGUGCAGGCGCUGCGGCCGCGCCUCCUGGCGCUGCAGCUGCUGGCGACGGUGCUGCCCGGCGGCGACGAGCUGCGGGAGCAGGUGGUGCGGGAGCUGUUCCGCCAGCUGGCCGCCAGCAUGUGGGCCACGCCCCAGGCCGUGGCGGAGCGCCAGGCGCAGCAGAAGCAGCGGCAGCUCAAGAGAACCCUCUACAAGCUCAACAGCCCAGGUGACGUGUGGCUGGACAGCGAGGUGUGCGAGGAGAACGUGCCCGUCCAGUACCUGGGCUUCGACAUCAACAAGUGCGAGAACUGCACCAUCGAGAACGGGCAGAUGCUGGUGCACGGGGUGGGCGGCCGGGGCUACGGACUGGGGCUCACCGCCGUGUCUUCAGGCUGCUACCAAUGGAAGUUCCUCAUUGUGAAGGAGAACAAAGGCAACGAGGGAACGUGUGUAGGCGUCGCUAAGUACCCCAUCACGGAGUACACACAUCGCACGACUUCAGACAUGUGGCUCUAUCGGGCCUACAGUGGCAACCUGUACCACAACGGGGAGCUGCCGCUGUGCCUGCCCAGCUUCACGCAGGGGGACUACAUCACGGUGGUGCUGGACUUUGACGCCAGAACCCUCAGCUUCGGCAAGAAUGGCGAGGAGCCGCGCCUGGCCUUCGAAGACAUCAACGCCACGGAGCUGUACCCCUGCGUCAUGUUCUACAGCACCAACCCGGGGGAGAAGGUGAAGAUGACGGACAUGCAGGUGCGCGGCACGCCACGGGACAUGCUGCCCGGGGAGCCGCAGUGCGCGCCGCUGUCGGCCGUGCUCGCAGAGUCCUACAUCGCCCUGCUGCGCAAGCUGUUCAACCACAGCGGCUGGAGCAAGCAGGUGAAUGACUGCUUGUUGGAAAGGUUGUCACAGAUGAAAGAAUUUUUACCACCUCCACAUUGCAAGGAGAAAGAUAGUGUCAAUGAUGAUAUUAAACAAGAAAGGAAAGGUGUUGAUGAGAACUCUAUAUUAGAAGAAAAUAAAGAACACAGUGGUAUCAAAGAUGGCGUUGAGGAAAAUCUGAAAAAUGAAUCUGCUCCAGACACGUUCAGCACUGAAGACCAUCUGAGUGGGAUGGAUCUGGAAGCACUCUGCAAAGAGGUGUGGCCGGCGCUGGCGGUGAUGGGCGGGGUGGACCGCGGGCUGCGCGUGGGAGGCCAGUGCCUGCACCGGCCGUCGGGACGCCGUGCCACCGUGCUGGGCACGCUGAAGCAGGGCCUGUCCUCCGUCAAGCUCCAGUGGAGCGACAUGGACGGCAGCAUCAGUGACGUGCCUGUGAACUCCGUGGAGCCUGUCGACCAGUUGCUCUUCAACGCGAACAAGCUGGACGGACUGACGCCCGACAUCGUGCAGAACUUGACUCGGCUCAGCGGGCUCACGGGAGAAUUCCCGUUCCCGGUGUGCGAGCUGACGUCCGCGGAGCUGGAGCUGGUGAGCAGCCACGGCCAGCUGAAGCGCCGCCACUCGUCCUUCACGCCGGAGACGAGCGCGGGCGAGGCCGCCGCCCACCGCCACUCGAACCGCACCGUCGAGUCCCUCACCAACGAGAUAGUGUCCCUCAUCAUGGACACGGUGACGCGGCGCGGGUCCGUCGGCGUCGGCGAGAGCGAGAGCGAGGGUUCCGUCAGCGCGGGCGAGUCGAGCAAGGACGACGAGGCGAUAAGAGCCACCAAUCGUAAACUUCUCGAGUGUGAAGUGAAGUGUGUCCAGCUCGCGUUCCUCCAGUUCUCUUCGCUCAAGUCUCUGGCUGCUGUUCUGGGCUGCGAGAAGUACGGCGAGUUGCUGCUGGUUCCGAAAAGGCCCUCGGAGAAGGAAAAGCAAAAUGACGGUUCACCCAAAGAAAUUGAGAAGAAAGAUGAUGACUUUUCGAAAGAUGGCAACGAAGGCAGGGACGAAGAAAAGCUGCGACAGGUUCUUCAGCAUUUGGUUAGGUGCCUGGUGGACCAGAGCGUGGAGCCGUGCAAGCUGCCGCAGCUGGCGACCACCGGCGACAUGGAGCGCGUCCACACCGUCCUGCACGCCCUGUGCACGCGCGCCAAGGCCGAGGAGGGGUUCCGCAUCUCGGAGACGGAGACCGAGAUCCGCAGCCUCACCCGCUCCCGGGACGCAGAGACGGCCCGGGACGCCGCCGUCGCCGCCGCCGCGGCCGCCAUCACCACCGGCCAGCACCAGCAGGACCGCGGCGCCACCGCCCCGCACAACGAGCUCCAGCCGGCGCCCUCGUCGCUCCUGCGCAUCGUGCGCCGCAUGUCAUCGCUGGUGCCGCCGUCGUCGCUGCCGCUCGCCUCGGCCCUCAGCAGCUUCUCCGAGUUCACCUCCCCGCAGCUGACCCCCGCGGCGGGGGCCGGCGGCUCCAACCGCGCCACGCCGCAGUCCGCCCCGCUGCUGCAUGUGUCGGCCCGCCUUCGCACGCCCUCGCCGCCCCCGCCGCCCAUCGCCGCCCCGCUCAUGGAGAUGGGCUUCUCCCUGAAGCACGUGCAGAAGGCGCUGUACGCCACAGGCAGCACUGGAGAUAUGUCGGCACACACGAUCAACCAGCUGGCCACGUGGAUGAUCGAACAUCCCUGUAUCGAUGCAGAGCAGCAGGAGGAAGAAUCAUCUGACGAUCAUGAAGAAGAAGAAAAUGCAUCAUCCUGCUCUACUCGGAGCCACAACUGGUUCUGCCGGCCCUACUCCAGGCGCGGCUGCCACACCAACUCGGUGGGAUCCGUCUUCCUGGGCCGAGGCCGGGCCGCCAUCCGUAGCGAGCUGCUGUUCGAGCAUCUGUCCAACAUCCUCGACACAGUCCCGCAAGAUGUGGAGCACCAGGGCGCAUGGCCCGAGACGCAGCCGUCGUUCCGCCCGGUGCUGGCAGAGGCUCGUGACGGGACGCAGCACCACGGGGCAUCGGUGGCGGGCACCGGCCCGCAGACAUGUCACCUCUGCCACGCCACCACGCAGCACCUGAGGACGCACUUCCUGACCGUGCACCCUGGCUGCAACACCAAGUUCGACGAGGCUGCCUUCUGCGGCUUUGUCACCGGGAGCUACUACCACCUGUGCCCCUCGUGCCACUCGAAGCACCGCAAGUCCAAGAAGCCGGUGUCCCCGGGCGUGCACCCCAGCGACUACGCCCAGCAGCUGGCCCCGGACCUCAUGUCCAGCUCGCACGUCGUCGAGGAAGAUGCUACGAUGAUGACGAUCCCAUGCCUGAGCACCAGCGAGGACAUAGACAUGGAGCUGCAGGAGUUCUACGUUCCGCUCCUGAAAGUCAUCAACUCCCGCAUGCACGACAACUUUGAGUUCACGGAGCCAGACCCGCUGGGUGCGAGUGUGGUUCCCGUUGUUGCUAUGGUCGCCGCUGGGUCAGGCAAGGACAGCGGCGGGGACAGCGGGCGCAGGACCCUCGGGGAGCAGGCGCAGCUGCUGGCGUCGUCGCGCGACCGCGUGGCGGCCCUGCGGAGCGCGGCGGAGGCGGCCCGGGUGCUGGGCGCCCGCUCGGCCGUCACGGGCGCGCUGGCGCUGCUGUCGGCGAGCCGCGCGUCCUGCGACCUGCCGGCGGGUCUGCGCGCCGCGGGGCUGUGCGACGCGCGCAGGCUGGUGCGGCUGAUGGGACUGACGGCGGGCGGCCGGGUGGAGCUGGGGGCGGACCUGCGCGCCGCCGGCGGGGAGGCCUGCCCCCGGGACCAGCUGCUCGGCGGCGGCUUCUCGGAGCUGGCGAGGCACCUGCCCGCGCCCGCCGCCGCCUGCCUGCGGCACCUGAGCUGCGCCAUGGCCGCACUCGCGCGCUCCGACGCCGAGGCCACCCGGCUCGUCGUCCACAUGUGCACCCGGGAGCUGUUGUGUGCUGCUCUCGGCACGUCGCUGGUGAAGACCCAGUCGUCCAGCUUCUCCGUCAUCCAGGCUCUCGUGGGGCUUCUAGCGUCGCACGGGGGCGUCUCCCUGACGGAGCACGGCAAGGAAGAGACACCUGGACGGGACGGCAACGAAAAUGGCAGUGGCAACGGCAACAGGAAUGGCAACGGCUCCUUGCUGCUGGCCAAUGCCCUGUCUGCGUGCGUGCUGUCCAGCAAGCUGCGGCCCGCGCAGCGCCAGUGGGCCGCCCAGCAGCUGGUGAAGUGCGUGGCCUCACGGCUCACGGCACCGCCCCAGCAGACGCUGCAGCAGACGAACAUGGCCGACCUCUCCGCGACCUUGCUGCCCUGCAACGUGGCCGAGCUGCAGGGCCACGACAACUGCGUCACGGCGGCCGACUGGCAUCCCAGCCGCGCCCUGCUGGCCACCGGGGGCUACGACGGCACGGUGCGGGUGUGGAACGUGCUGACUGCGAGCCAGGAGCACAUGCUGGUGUUCCACAAGUCGGAGGACGUGUUCGGCAGCGAGCUGGCGGGCAGGCUGAUAGGCCAGGCCAAGUGGGACUCCUCGGGCCAGCUGCUGGCCGCCUGCAUGGACAAUGUGGUCAACAUCUGGCACGCCGUGCGCUCAGAGGGGAACUGCAUCUCGCUGGUGCUGAAGGAGUGCCUGGUCCAGCCGGCGGCGGUGUCCGUGUUGGCCUGGCCGGACAACUCGGAGGAGGACUACCCCUUCCACCUGCUGGUGGGCAUGACGAGCGGGUCCGUCGCGCUGCUGUCGAUCCGCGCCGACGGCGUCAAGGCGGAGGAGCUGCCGCACUGCUCGAACGCGUUCGCACCUGUGGUGAAUAUCACAUGGUUUGAUGAAGACACAGAAUUUGCAGUUGGAUUUGCUGAUGGAUCCAUGAAGAUAGGAAGAAGGCAUUCCAGCUUCCAGUCCCUUGGGAUCCUUGCCCACCAGGGCGCGCUGACGUGCGUGCGGUGGGACCCGCGCGGGGAGCUGGUGGCGACGUGCGGCGCCGACCGGCUGUGCUGCACCUGGCGCAAGAGCGCCGACGGCUGGACGUGCAUCCACAUGCUGGUCCUCUCCGACGAGCCGGUGUCCAUGGCCUGGUCCCCCGUCAUCGGGAAGGGCAGCAGCCCGUGGCUGCUGUGCUUCGGGACGGCCGGGGGCAGCGUGAGCGUGUGGACGCUGCCCGGGUGUGCGGGGGAGUUCCGCGAGCCGGCCAGGCAGGUGUUCCACCUCCGCGGCCACUGCCACUACCCCGUCACCUGCGUCGCCGUCGACAACGGGGGGCUGAUGCUCGCCUCAGGCUGCUUCAAGAGCUGCACCGGCAUAGUGAACAUCUGGUCGCUGCAGGACGGCUUGCUGCUGCAGACGCUCACGGGCGGAGGGGGGGUGCACUCCCUCAAUUGGCUGAGCAACAUCGGCCUCGCCGUGUGCUUCAGGCAUUCCAAGAACGUGCUGGUGGCCCACUACACGGCCCACAACCUGCACAAGGACCGCGCGCUGGCGCGGGCGCGCGCCUCGCUGCUGCAGGCGGGCGUGCAGGGCCUGGGGCGCGCGCCCUGCCUGCGCUUCCUGCUGUGCCGGCUGCCGGCCCUGCUGCAGCAGCAGCUGCAGCACGAGAAGCCGGCGGUGGCGGGCGGGGAGCAGCUGCUCCACUCGCGGUUCCUGCGCUGCCUCGCCGCGCUGGCGCUGGCGCUGCAGCUGGACCGCACGCUGUGCCGGCGCGCCUGCGCGCCCAACCAGCUGUGCCGACCCGCCGUCGUGCCGGAGUGGCAGUGGCUGCACGCCCUCAGCAUCGGCGUCCACACGGCGAACGCGCUCGUCAACAGGACCGAGUUCCUUCCAGAGUUCCUCGAUGUUGCACUCGACGACGAAGCGGAGAGCAGCGCCAGCAGCAACAGCGCGUGGAGCCUGAAGGCGGAUGAGCAGAUCAUGCAGUGGGUGACGGAGCGACCUCACGACUGGCAGAUAGGCGGCAAGUGCUACACCUUCCUGUGGGGCAGCGGCCGCCACGGCGAGCUGGCCGAGGCCGGCCGCAGCUGCCUCACGCCGACGCUGACGGACACGUUUUCCGCCGCCCAGCAGAUAGUGUGCGGCCAGAACUGCACCUUCGUCAUCCAGUCGAACGGGACGGUCCUGGCUUGUGGGGAAGGGAGCUACGGUCGGCUGGGGCAGGGAAACUCCGAUGACCUCCACUCUCUGAGCAUCAUAUCGUCCCUGCAAGGGUUCGUGGUAAUCGCGCUCGCCACGUCGUGCGGCUCGGACGGCCACAGCCUGGCACUGGCGGAGAGCGGGGAGGUGUUCUCGUGGGGCGACGGCGACUACGGCAAGCUGGGCCACGGCAACAGCGACCGGCAGCGCCGGCCACGCCAGAUCGAGGCGCUGCAGAACGAGGAGGUCGUGCAGGUGGCGUGCGGCUUCAAGCACAGCGCGGUGGUCACGGCGGACGGCAAGCUGUUCACGUUCGGGAACGGGGACUACGGCCGCCUGGGGCUGGGCACGACGGCCAACAAGAAGCUGCCCGAGGCGGUGGGCGCGCUGGCCGGCCAGAAGGUGGGGCAGGUGGCGUGCGGCCUGAACCACACGGUGUGCGUGUCCGCCGACGGCAGCGUGGUGUGGGCGUUCGGCGACGGGGACUACGGCAAGCUGGGCCUGGGCCACACCGCCACCAAGUCGUCCCCGCAGAGGGUGGAGGCCCUGAACAACGUGGGCGUGAAGCAGGUGUGCUGCGGCACGCAGUUCACCGUGUUCCUGACGCUGGACGGGCGGGUGUUCACCUGCGGCCAGGACCAGUUCAUCGCGCAGCCCGAGUCGCGCGCCCGCAUGCACACCAAGCCCCAGCAGGUGCUGUCCGUUUCGUCACACUUUGUGGAGCAGAUAGCUGUUGGCUCGGAGCACAUCCUGGUACUUACGUCCACGGGAGACGUGAUUGGCUGGGGAAACAACAGUGAUGGCCAGUUGGGUCUCGGCCACACGGUCACUGUGCGUGAACCAGAAAUCCUGCCCGGCUUGUCGGGGAAAGGAAUCAAGCAGAUAUCGACGGGGCGCACGCACAGCGCUGCGUGGACGUCUCCGCCGGCGCCGAGGCGUGUCCCGGGAGCGCCGGUGCCCCUCAGGGUGGGCCUGCCCUCCUACGUCCCGCUCAAGUACGGCCACCUGCAAGGACUCGGCAUCAACGCCAUACAGUCGCGCCUCAAGCUACUGCAUCACUUCUCCGACAUCCUGUACGCCUGCUGGCGGCUGCUUCCCCUCUCCCCGCAGGUGGACUGGCUGACCCCGUCGAUGCGGGUGUUUACCUCGUCGCAGUUGCGCGUGCUGCUCGCGCCGCGCGUCUACACGCUGCCGCUGGUGCGCAGCAUGGGCCGCACCAUGGUGCAGGGACGCAACUACGGCCCGCAGGUCACCGUGCGCCGGAUAUCCACGCGCGGCAAGCGCUGCAAGCCCAUCUUCCUGCAGGUCGCGCACCAGGUCAUCAAGAUGAAGCCCGCCGACCUGCGCCUGCCCUCGCGCGCCUGGAAGGUGAAGCUGGUCGGCGAGGGGGCGGACGACGCGGGCGGGGUGUUCGACGACACCAUGACGGAGAUGUGCCAGGAGCUGACCAGCGGCGCGGUGUCGCUCCUCGUGCCCACGCCCAACGCCGCCAGCGACACGGGCUACAGCCGGGACCGCUUCCUGCUCAACGCGGACCUCGGCUCGCAGCAGCACCUCGCCUGGUUCAAGUUCCUGGGUAUCCUGUUCGGGGUGGCGGUGCGGACCAAGAAGCCGCUGGCGGUGCCGCUGGCGCCCAUCGUGUGGAAGAUGCUGGUCGCGGAGCCAGUGUCCGUCGACGACCUGGAGGACUGCGACUGCCUCUACGUGCAGAGCCUCAAGGGCAUCCGCGACAUCCACCUGUCGGGCGUCACCGAGGAGAACUUCCACGAGGUGAUCCCGCUGGAGUGCUUCGAAGGCAUGAGCUCGACGGGCCGGCUGGUGCCCAUCGUGCCGGGGGGCCGCAGCAUUCCGCUCUCCUUCCACAACCGGCUGCAGUACGUGGAGGAGGCCAUCCGCUACCGCCUGCACGAGAUGGACCUGCAGGUGGCGGCAGUGAGGGAGGGCAUGUCCUGGAUCGUCCCGGUGCCGCUGCUGUGCCUCGUCACGUCGCAGCACCUGGAGCAGCUCGUGUGCGGCCUGCCCCACAUCUCCAUACAGCUGCUGAAGAGGGUCGUCCGGUACCGGGAGCUGGACGAGAACCACUCGCUGGUCAAGUGGCUGUGGGAGAUCCUGGAGAGCUUCAGCAACACGGAGCGGGUGCUGUUCAUGCGCUUCGUGUCGGGCCGCUCGCGGCUGCCCGCCAACCUCGCAGACCUGUCGCAGCGCUUCCAGGUGAUGAAGGUGGACCGCGCGGCGGACGGCCUGCCCACGGCGCAGACAUGCUUCUUCCAGCUGCGCCUGCCGCCAUACAGCAGCCGGGAGGUGAUGGCGGAGCGCCUGCGCUACGCCAUCGACAACUGCCGCUCCAUCGACAUGGACAACUACAUGCUGGCUCGCAACGCCGACGCGGCGCGCGCCUCCGACGACGAGUACUGAGAGCCCCGCCGAUCCCCGCGCCCGCGCCUAUUUAUUCCUCUCGGACACGCGCCGUCAUUCCUAAACCGUCGAUUCCUCUAGUUCAGUUUCCAAGCUUGUACAAAACGCCAUAUGAAAUUAUAUUUGCAUUAAACAUGUUUGUGUUUUACGUUAUUUGUAAACUGAGCAUUUAUAUAAAAAAAUACACACCAGUUAUAUUGGACACAAAAUAAUAAAUAUCUCUACAAUUAUUCCUCUCGGACACGCGCCGUUAUUCCUAAACUGUUGAUUCCUCUAGUUCAGUUGGAAGCUUGUACAAAACGCCAUAUGAAAUUAUAUUUGCAUUAAACAUG
Molecule: messenger RNA, 14185 nt
Organism: Bacillus rossius redtenbacheri
Lineage: Eukaryota; Metazoa; Arthropoda; Insecta; Phasmatodea; Bacillidae
Product: probable E3 ubiquitin-protein ligase HERC1
Exons: 73
Coding region: 333-13853 (4506 amino acids)
Molecular function (GO): ubiquitin-protein transferase activity; protein binding
Source: RefSeq, a predicted model, not a curated record